AACCGGGAAUGAAGGCGCAAGAAUGCCCUGUGAGACGGUGUGGAGGCCCCGCCACAUUUACGCACACACGAAGAAGUGAUUUACUGUGAGGACAUUGAAGAAGAUUCGGAUCUUGGAGUCAAGAGUGGUUGAGAAAGAAAGGUUUGCCUCAGAAGUUGUCUUCACUAACCAGCAGAGAUGAGCUUGAACUUUUCAGCAAGUUGGAUAGUCCGAGGCUGGAUAACGUGCGUCCUCGUCAUCUUUUACGCACAGAAUGUGGUCUCCAAAGCUCUCCAGUGUGAUGAAACACAUUAUUUAAGCGGCUCCAGAUGUUGCAAGAAGUGUCAACCAGGCUUCAGAGUGUUUUCCGACUGCAAUGGUUCCCCUGAGCCUAAAUGUGUUAGAUGUCCUCAUGGUGAAUACCAGCCCGGCUGGACUGAAAUGAAGACCUGUCUUCAGCAGAAGGUCUGUGACCAAGGUAAGGGUUUUAGGGAGAGAUCUGAAAACCCUGUGGCAGAGGAGCCAUGUCGCUGCCAUGCCGGUCUCCAGUGCUCCCCCAUCAACUGUGAGUUCUGCGAGACGAUACCAAACUGUAGACCUGGAUUCGGACUCGAGGAGGAUCCUGAGUCUACUAAUGGACGGAAGACAUGUGUUGCAUGUAAGAAAGGCUUCUUCUCUGCUGACAACGAUGCUGAACAAUGCAAACAAUGGACUAAUUGUAAGGCUGAGGGCAGGAGUGAAACAAAGCCUGGCAGCGCUCAGGCAGAUGCAGAGUGUGGACCACUACUUGUCCCUGGUAAGACAGGUGCAGCACCCUCCUGGGUUAUAGUUUCAGUGCUGUCAGUCAUCACUGUUCUCUGUCUCCUCAUCCUGCUCCUCUUCUGCUACAAGGACAAACUGAAAUUACUUUCAGUGAAUCUACGAUCCUGUGUCCAGAAUCUGAAGAGGAGUAGAAUACAACAGGAGACUUUGGCCCCUCUUUACCAAAGUGGAGCAGGAGGAGGAAUUGGAGCAGGCCCUGGAGGCCCCAAAUGUACACCAUGUGAGACCACCAAACUCAUCUGCCCCACUGAUGAGCUCCCAUGCAGCUUCCCCACCUCUGAUGUCAAGGUCUCACUGCCCUUCACAGGGGAAAUGACAGGGGAAGAAGGAACCAAAGGCACAAAGGGGGAAGGGACAAAAGGGAAGACAGUGACACAGGAUAAGAGUGAAGGCUCUGGAGAACCUGAGGAGGUGUCAGAAGAGGAGGAGAUUUAUACUGCGUCUCCUCUAAUGGCAGGUUCUUGUGUGUGUGUUAUUCCCGUCCGUGAGCCAUUGGAAGUAGGGGAGAAUGAGGACUGUAGCCAGGCUGUCAGCUCUGGGACUGCAGGAACCUGCUCAUGUGGGGGGCUGGAUGGAGAAAAGGACGGAGAUGAGAAUGGGAAAAGCGGGAGUGUAAGGGCAGAAAAUGUUGAUGGAAAUCAAGAAAAGAUGGUUUUGUCCAAGAGUGACGCAGGGGUCACAUCACUUGUUUCCAUUUCUCCUCCACUCCUCCACACCACCUCUGUAAUCCCUCCACCCAGUCCGCUUCCUGAACUCUGCCUGCCAUUGUCUCAAGCUCAGGUGAGACCAGGGUUCAAAUCUCACCUGACUGACAGGUCGCUGGUGAAACAGGAGGAACUAUACAGACUGGCAAGCACAGACUCCACCUCAACAGAGAACAGCACAACCUCCAUGAUGACCUCUGUCAGCCCCCUGAAGACUUCCUCAUCCGUUGGAGAUCUCUACCUGGACAAACCAUCUGAGGCCUCAUGCCAGGAGCAAGGCCAAGGACUUUCCUGGGGGGAAAGCCUGGGGGGAAGCAAGCUCUCGUCUGUGGAGCCAGAACUGGACUGCUCACCUGAGAGUCUCCAUAGUCAGCUGGCUGAACCAACUCUUACCUCAGGUCAGGUUUCUGGGAACAACAACACCACCUUCAUCUCCAGCGGUCAGGUGAUGAACUUCAGCGGGGAUGUCAUUGUCGUCUACGUCAGCCAGACGUCUCUCGGCAGUGACGGGGCGGGGCAGGACGAUGCCUUUGGGAGCCCUGUACAGGAAGAGGCCAAUGAGAGGGCCCCUUUUUUCCAGAGCAGCCUGAGGUUACAAGGGGACUCCGUUUCCCAAAGCACCUUGCAAGAAGAGACACUGCCAGUUCAGGAAGCAAUGGAGGAGAGGCCACUGGUAAAGUGAAAAGUGAUCAAUGGCAGAAGAAGACUUCGUUGAUCCCUCAAGGGAAUUGAAAUGUUUUUACCCUGGUUUUCUUUAUAUACAUUACACACAGAGGAAAUACACAUAAAAUACACACACAAAAAAGACUCAUACACAUGCGGUAGUGGAAUCAGUGCGAGAGGUUGGACGUUCACUUGAGGGCACCUGGGCAGGAGGCAAACUGGGACCUCUCCUAGUACCACUGUACUCUACAUACCAUACAAAGACCCUCCAGUUGCCCAUCCAAGCACCAUGGACCUAGCUACUCCUGCCCCUACGGUACAGUACAGUAAUAAACAGUUAGAUAUUACAAAUAUGACCACUGAUCAUGUCUGUUGGUUACGUCACCUUAUAUAUCUUAGUUCCCAAUUACAGUAAAAAAUAUACCUGAAUAAAAAACGUUGUCUACCAAAGCAGCCUUCUGUACAAUAACAAGAAAAGGAAAGCUUUCAAUUAAAAUAAAACUGAGCAGAUGGCAACUUUCAGGGAUGUGAUGCUAUUCAUAUCGCGUGAUGCUACAUCAUUUGUAGGGAUUAUAAUCUUCUAUAACCUGUUCAUGUCACACAUUAGUCAAUGAAUCCUGCCUUACACAUCUCCAAAGUGCCUUUUUCAUUUUCCAUUGGAAGGCUGCAUGCUUUUUUAAAUGGAAACUCCCUCCAUUCCAGUCAGUGAUGGGGAAUUUUGUUGGGAAUUGGAUGUAGAACUAGUACUGACGUUCUUCCAGUCUCAACUAGAGUUCAGACUGAGAGAACGUCAUGCUUUUAUUGUUGUAUGGAAACUGCAGCUGGGUCUUAGGAAGGAGGAAGUUAAUACAUUCUUCAGUUCCCAUCUUCCAUCAUUGACUAUCCCAGGUUAAAUAUUUCACACUCAAACUUUUUAGCUGUUCUAAAUUUGACAUUUGGAUGAUUUUAAGAGUUUCCUUGCAUAAGAAAAUAUCCACCAUGUGGAAAUAAUUGCCUUUGCUCUCACAAAAUCAUGCCAUGAAAGUAAAUAUUUUUAUGGUAGAAAAUUCAAUCUGCAGGCUACUUUAAGAUCUGGGUUUUUACUAAGCGAAUGUUCCUUUUUAGGGGUUGCAGGGUUAAACAAAAGCUAAUUUACAAAAAAGUGACACAUCCAGUUUUGGUACGAUUGUUUGUCCCAAAUGUAGACUUUUUUAUUCUUUUCUUAUUGCACCGAAAGUGCAGUGUGUGUCUAAGAAAAAAUGCUAUGCAUUUGAUAAGCUAUUUUAUUACUGGUUUGUUUUGUUUCAUUAUGUUUUAAUGCAAAGCCUUAAUGAAGUAAAGUAAAAUGUCAGCCUGUUUAUAUUUUAAUUAAUUUUACAAAGUAGAUUGUUUAUGUAUUAUAUCAGAAGAUACAUAUGUGAUCAAUGUUUGUAUAUAUUUCAAAAGAAGCAUGAUGUAUUUGUGAAACAAGAAUGAACAUCCUCUUUGUGCUUCCUCUCAUUUGAUUUGAGGUGUAGAUGUGUUGAGUGGAGCCAUUAACAGCAGGCAAAACGCACACUGUAGGAAUUAUAAGGGGACUGUUCAGUUACAACUUCACCAUAUGUAUGCAGCCUCACAAUAAUUAUGUACAUAUUGAUCAA
This is a messenger RNA of Centropristis striata (black sea bass), 3787 nucleotides long. RefSeq names its product tumor necrosis factor receptor superfamily, member 11a, NFKB activator (gene tnfrsf11a). The record is from RefSeq and is a predicted model, not a curated record. Gene Ontology annotation, cellular component: external side of plasma membrane. Lineage: Eukaryota; Metazoa; Chordata; Actinopteri; Perciformes; Serranidae. The transcript has 10 exons. Bases 178 to 2187 code for a protein of 669 amino acids. Gene Ontology annotation, molecular function: tumor necrosis factor receptor activity; cytokine binding. Gene Ontology annotation, biological process: positive regulation of bone resorption; multinuclear osteoclast differentiation; ossification.